AUGGAUUCCCAGAGCAUUCGUGACCUUGAGUCGGAGAAGAAGAUUUGGUCAGGUCAAUGUCGUGUCUCUAGAAUGUGGCUUGGGGUGAAUGUACAUACAGACAAAGUUCUCCAUUUGGACCUCAUUCUGAUGGAUUCAAAGGGCAAUGAUAUCUGGGUACAAAUCCCUCCUGUGUUGAUAAAAAAGUUUAAGAAGUUGCUGAAGGAGAACCAUGUUUACAUUAUCAAGAACUUCGAUAUCAAUACAACUGGACUGAAAUAUCGACCUAUUGGGAAUCCAUAUUUGAUACAAUUUAGUAGGAAGACAACUGUUCAUCAUGUUCCUGAAGUUCAUGCAAUUCCAACCUUCAAAUUCAGUUUCCUAAAUGCAAGUCAGAUGGCAGGCAAAUUGGGUCAUGUUGUUAUCCUUUCAGUACUGUGCAACCAGAGCUGCCUGUCUUUGUGGAACCACCGCCACCUCCUCAAUUCCCUGUUAUUUCACUUUCUGAACUUUUGCAAUUACAAGAGGAUCCAGACCAGGAGAUACCGUGUUCAACUUGAAGUUCAAAGUGAUUUGAAGUCAGCAGUAUUUGUACUCUUUGAGUAUGAAGGGAAGCGGUACUUUGGAUUGAGUGGUCAUGAACUAUUCCAGAAAAAUGGGCAGAAUGAUGACUUGCCACCUGAUGAAUUGCUUCAAUUGGUAGGUCUGACCAAGAAAUUCCAUGUCAAAUUCAAGAUCAACCUUUUUGCUGAUUCCCAAGCUGAUUUUACUGUGCUGAGAAUACUAGAACCCACCCCAAAGGGAGAAGGUUAUAUGAUUCACAAAGAUGGAUCAUCUUCAUCUAUUGCGAGUGGGCCUGCAUCUUCUCAACCCUCCUCUGAUCAGUCUGGACAGUCUGCUACUGAAAAAUCGAUUGAAACACCAGUGGACUCUGAUGCUAAUCGAGACAACAAACUGAAGAGGAAGAUGCCCCUGGAGUGA
This is a messenger RNA of Linum tenue, 960 nucleotides long. The record is from the annotation of a GenBank genome assembly. Lineage: Eukaryota; Viridiplantae; Streptophyta; Magnoliopsida; Malpighiales; Linaceae.